Topomyia yanbarensis is the source of this 1098-nucleotide messenger RNA. RefSeq names its product glutathione S-transferase theta-1-like. Gene Ontology annotation, biological process: glutathione metabolic process. The transcript is spliced from 3 exons. The record is from RefSeq and is a predicted model, not a curated record. The coding region runs from base 296 to 985 and encodes 229 amino acids. NCBI's taxonomy places the organism in Eukaryota, Metazoa, Arthropoda, Insecta, Diptera, Culicidae. Gene Ontology annotation, cellular component: cytoplasm. Gene Ontology annotation, molecular function: glutathione transferase activity.
GUAUUGUUACAGCGAUAAUAUCACACGAAAAUCUACCAACUCAACCGAAGGCGCUUUUAAUUGCGAAAUCUCUUCGCUCAAAAACGCCCUCCUUUCCCGUCAGAUUCCUUCCCCUGAACAUCCAGUACCAGUUUGUGUAUCAGCUGAUUGCAUGGCAGUGCGUGUUCGUUCAAUUUAAAGACAUCUGUAAAUAGUUUCCAACGAGUAAACAAUCUCCCAUACGCGAGAGACCUUCCGUUCCGUACUUCAAUUUCAAUAGGCUAAUUAGUUUCACGUGUGAUAUCGGAAGCAAGCAAUGAGCAACCGACGCAGUAUUCGAUUCUACUAUGAUCUCAUAUCGCAACCAUGCAGAGCAUUGUUCAUAUUCCUUCAUCAAACCAAAAUACCUCACCAGAAGUGUCCCACGGCGUUACGGAAGUGGGAACACACGACACCGGAUUUUUUACGGAAUGUGAACCGUUUCGGAAAGGUACCCGCCAUCGUCGAAGACGACAGCUUCCGACUGGCGGAAAGUAUUGCCAUCCUACGCUAUCUGGCCCGGGAGUAUUCCGUGCCGGAUCACUGGUACCCGCGGGAAAGCCACCGGAGAGCACGGGUUGACGAGUAUCUUGAAUGGCAGCACUCAAACACGCGAGCUCACUGUGCCAGUUACGUCCGGUACGUGUGGAGGGGUCCACUACGGGGAGAACCGCUGGAACAGAAGACGGCGGAACGGCUCCGGGCAGAAAUGAUUGCCUGUUUGGAUUUCAUCGAGACGAAUUUGCUCAGCGAGCGGGCUCGUUUUAUCGCGGGUGGGAGAGAAAUAUCGAUUGCUGAUUUGGUGGCGGCGUGCGAAAUUGAACAGCCUAAAUUGACAGGCUACGAUGCACGUGUGGGACGACCGAGGUUAGCAGCUUGGAUGCAGCGAGUAAGAGACCGUACCCAGCCGGACUACGACGAGGCUCAUAAAAUACUGAAUAAACAUGCACCGCGGGUGACACAUUAGGUAGCUAAUUUUGUAUUAUGGUGAAGACCGUGGAAAAAAAGAUACGUUGAGUUUAUUUGUACAAAACAAUUACCACUAUUUAUACAUUGUUGCAAUAUGGUUAUUAGUUGAAG